GCUAGAGAAAGUAGUAUAGUGUACAAAUUACAAUAGUUCAAAGAAAAUAAUAAGAGAGAUGGAAGAUUUGCGUCAAACGGCUUUGGCUUACUAUAUGGGUGCGACGGACGACAUACGACAUGUCGUAGAUGAGUUUUUUGAGGAGAUGGACCCAAACGACAAUGGGUACGUGAAGUUCAAGGAGUUCUCGGCUUACAUGGAGACCAUGGGUUGUUGCAAUAUGAGCUCAGAAGAGUUCUACGAAGAGCUGAAGCAGAGUGGAAACGAUGGGCUUUUUGCAGACGAUAUAAUAACUUUGUUUUACAUAAUCCAUAGUGGGAGACCCUUUUGUGGUGGAAAGUGUAAGAAAUUUGUGAAAGGCUUGUAUUUCACUUGUUUGAAAUGCUUUGAUGACGAAACAAGUGGUAGUACUAGUUUUAGUGUUUGCUCUCAGUGUUAUGCUGAUCGCCAUUUUGAGCAUCUUCAUCAGGAGUUUCUGGAUCCCAUUGUUUUGCUUAAUUUAAAGAGAAUGGAAGCUCUAAGUAACAAGCAUAAUACUACUGUUACUUCCAUAAAUUCUGAGGCAACAAGUGUUUCAUCGAGAUCCAAAAAACCCAAAUAUGAGCGUUCUUCAUCAGAAAUUAAGACGUAUUUGAUGAAACCGUGUCCAUCAUCAUCUGCAUUUUCUUCCAAUAAUCCUUACUCCAAUGAUGAUGAAGAACAGAAGACGACAACCAAUUACGCAUUAUCUAAAGCAAUUGUACCAGUUGCCGGUCAACAAUAUAAACAAGCUAAGAUGCAGACAGCAAUACAACUUGGACAACUAGUGGCAAGCAUUGGGAGUAUAGUUCUCACUUCACAACUAUGUACCAUAAUGUGAUUAUUCAUUAUUAUAUGUAUACAACAAACAAUAAGCUUUCUUUCCAUUUUUUCUUUAUGUUUUUUUAAAUGAUGGUAUUUUGAAACUGUUAUGACAUGUGAUUGAAAAACUAGUCGGUCAACUCUCUAAACUUAAAAGCUCACUAAUUGUUUCUUUUAAGCUAGUUGGUUGUCAAAAGUUAGUUUAGUAUGUUAAGAUAAGGGUCAAUGUACUCAGGUCUUUAAGUGUAUAAAUAGACUAUAAAUUAGUUCAGUUUUGAGGGUUAAUGCUUUAGAGUUCAUAUUUGUAAUUACUAUGUUAAAGAGAGGAGAGAGAGUUGUUAAGGAAGGCAUAUGUCUAUGAUCAUGCUCUUCCCAUUAGUGAGGAUUUUGUAGGAAGUUAUAUAAACUCUGUUGUUGUUUUGUUCAUUCAAUCAACAAGCUCCCUCUCUUUCAGUCAUUGUGUAUAGAUUAAUACAAUCAAUAAAGCUAAGUUUUUCUCUCAAAGUUUAGUGCAUUUAAUUCUGUUUAAUUGUUGUUCAUCUUCUCUAGUUUAUUGUUGAGUUUUUUAUUUAGUUUAUUAUUGAAUUAUGGUGAUCGAAUCACAAAAAUUGGUACCAAAGCUAUAGGCUAUUGAUCCAAGAUUCAAUAAACUAUUAUCCGCACUUUCAAAAAUUGGUAUACACAAUGGUAAUUUAGUUGACAUUUAACUGUGAAACUUAACUGGUAUUUCAAAUUUAUAAAUAAAAGUAAACUUAAGGAGGUAUUCCAAAAAAAAAAAAAAAAUCAGAGAGUUUAGUGUAUAAAAUUACCCUAUAAUAUAUAACUAUGUUCUACAUAAUCAAUAAAAUUGUGUGUUUUCUCUAAUUGUCUAAUAUUUUUAUUAGGUAUAUUAAAGUGUUCAACACAAUGCAGUCUUAAUUAGCCAUAGCUAAUGAUUUCUUAUAAUUAUUGGAUUUUUUUGUUUGAAAAUCAUAAAUAUUAAAUUAAAAUAUGUUUUAUUAGUAGUGAUAGAGUUAUUGCUCAAAUUAUUAUAGCAACACAUUUGAAAUUCACUAAGGCUAGCUUAGAGGUGAGGGAGUAAUAGAAAAAAGGAAGAGGUCAUGAGUUUAAAUUUAAGAUCUUUAAGCUACAAACUAUUAAUUAAUUGUAAAUUACUAUUACGCUACACUAAAAAAAAAUAGCAACACAUUUGAGUAUUACUCUUUGGUAUACCUAAUAAUUUUCAAUACCCUAUAUUAUAAUAGUACAAAUUAAUGAAUCAACAUAUUUCAAUUUAGAGUAGAGCUAUUUGACUCGUAAUUGUGUAGAAAAUAUUUGAUUAAUCGUCUUUUUUUUUUCUAGCUACACAGCAUAAAUUGGAAUAAAUAGAGAGCUACCAUCAUCAAAACUACAACAAGAUACACAAGCCAAAACAUAAAUUUUUCUAGUCUUCAUUAAAAUUUCAAAAUCUUUUGAUUUUGAACAAUUACAAUUGGCUACAUCAAAUAUCAUUGAGAUAAUCUAGACAAUUCUCUCAACUUAUUUAUAGCUCUUUCAACUUGAAUUCAAUUGUUUUCCCCUCUAGAAAAGUUGACACCAAAGGGGAGUAAUAAAUAUAUAUAGUUUUCCCCCAAAUAAAAGAAGAAUAAAAAACAAGGGACCAAACUAAUUGAAACCCCCUAUUUCCAUUUUUGCUUUUGUUUUUUCAAACCCUCAAACUCAAUGAGUGUUUCAAGUCCCCAAUGUGAAGCAAAUGAUGCCCUAAAGCAACUUUUCUAGUCCCAACUUCAUCUACCAAGCUCAAGUCCUUGCACACAUUAAC
Cannabis sativa is the source of this 2641-nucleotide messenger RNA. RefSeq lists its product as uncharacterized. The transcript is spliced from 4 exons. The record is from RefSeq and is a predicted model, not a curated record. Gene Ontology annotation, molecular function: calcium ion binding. Lineage: Eukaryota; Viridiplantae; Streptophyta; Magnoliopsida; Rosales; Cannabaceae. Bases 59 to 859 code for a protein of 266 amino acids.